Messenger RNA from Dendronephthya gigantea, 553 nucleotides. RefSeq names its product histone H1-beta, late embryonic-like. Gene Ontology annotation, cellular component: nucleosome. NCBI's taxonomy places the organism in Eukaryota, Metazoa, Cnidaria, Anthozoa, Malacalcyonacea, Nephtheidae. Gene Ontology annotation, molecular function: structural constituent of chromatin; DNA binding. The record is from RefSeq and is a predicted model, not a curated record. The coding region runs from base 34 to 531 and encodes 165 amino acids. The transcript has a single exon. Gene Ontology annotation, biological process: nucleosome assembly.
AAUGCAAAACGUUCUCAUCCGCCUUACUUGGAAAUGGUCUUGAAAGCUAUCGCCGGACUUAAAGAACGCGGCGGUUGUAGCCAACAGAAGAUUGUUAAAUACAUAAAAGCCAAUCACGAAGGCAUAUCCGAGAGAGUAAGCGUUUCAGUGAGAAAAGCGAUCAAGAAACUUAUCGAAGAAGGCAAUGUCAAAGUUGGUACCGGGGGAGCGAAGAAAUACGUAUUGACCGACGCGGGUAAGAAGCUAGCAAUUCAGCUAGCAAAACCAAAGGUUGUGAAGAAGCCCACGAAACCGAAAAAGCCCGAGGCAACGAAAGCUAAGAAGGACAAGAAACCCUCUGCAAAGAAACCAACAGCAAAGGCAUCGGUUAAGAAGUCUGGUACACCAAAGAAGAAGCCUGCAGCGAAGAAGGCGAGCAAAGGAAAAUCUCCGGCCAAGAAGGCUGCAAAGAAACCAACGCCAAAGAAAGUUGGAAAGAAACCAGCUGCGAAGCCUAAGAAGCCUGCCGCUAAGAAAUCUGCAAAGAAAUAAAUUUAAUACCGUCUUUUAAAGA